AUACGUCGGCGUCGCAGAAGGCGGAGAUCAUUUUGUUGUCAUCAUCGGUGGAAAAUGACUGAAAGCCAAUGGCCCCAGUUUUCUCCGCUUGAGAAGCGCUUUCACCUCAUCUCGCCCCGAACGCCGAUUUGUAGCUUAGCAGUGAAUUCGAACGAGGAAGGCCGCGCUAGUGAAUGACACCCCAAUGGAGACACGUACCAUUGACCCAGCAGAGCAAACGACCGAUUCGGAUCCCAUUUCAUCGCUGAGUCGGCGGAUGCUAAGCUAAGGCCCAGCGUUUGGGAUUCACAAGGCGGGGAGACGAUGUGAGUGAGCCGAAUGGACCGAUCGGAACACCCGAGUUCGACCUUCCCCGAGACGCAAUAAGCCUCACGUCUUCCCAGCCAUGUCUGUUUCCACGGUGUUGGCAAAGGCGCUCUUUGACAACGCAGCAGAAAGCCCGGAGGAACUGGCUUUCAGGAAGGGGGACAUUCUGAUGGUUUUGGAGCAGGAGCAAAGCGGCGGGCCCGGCUGGUGGCUCUGCUCCCUGCACGGCCGGCAGGGCAUCGCCCCGGCCAAUCGUCUGCGCCUCCUCCAGACCGCCCCGGCACCUGGCUCGGACUCCGUGUACUUGUCCCCCGGUCCGCCGCUGGCCCACGGCAGCCUGGACGACGCCGCGUACCACUCGCCACCGGCCGCCGGCGAAAGCCGGAUGGCCGCCGCGGCCUCGAGACCCGGCGAGCUUCGCAAGGCGGACGGCGGUCGUCCUCGCUCCCACUCCAGUUCCGGGUCCCGACCCAGACCUGACUGGGAUAUGGGAGCGGCGGGUCGCCCGCGCUCCCCUUCCCUAAGAGGACGGGGCACGGACGUGAGCAUAGCGCUUUAUCAGACUCCGGUGAGCCCGCUCCCUUCAUCUGCUGUGCAUGUCCGACAGCCAGGAGCCCAAAUGGCUCCCGAGUCUGUCUACCUCUCACCCGGCGGAGUCGCGAGAGCGGCCGAUGCAUCUGAGGACACCACGUAUCUCGUCCCUCGGGAAACGCUUACCGCAGGUCCGCCGUCCGAUGACUGUUACUUGGUGCCAAAAGGAACGCCGCUCGCCGGUGAGGAUGUUUACCAAACCCCAACGGGAGGGGUUCUGGCCGCCUGCCCCGACGGGCCCUCCUCAGUCAGCGGAACUCAGCAGUCCCAAGUGGGUCAGGACAUUCCCGGGACGUACCAAAGCCCCUCUUCCGUGGCGGUGAACCUUCAAAGAACUUUGUCUUCCCCCGCCCAAGCGCCUCUGAGGCCCCUCGUCAAGAGCUCGUCACCCAACUCCGCCGUAGCCAGAGGGAAAGCGGGUCUGGCCUGCCACAGAGGUUCCCCUUUGCUAGUUCGAGCCGGCCACCCGCGUGUUCCCGGAUCGCCCAGUUUUGCCCGAAAGCCACCGCCGCCGGCUCCCCCGGUGAGGGGAGUCACGCGGAAAGACGGGCAGCACUUUGCGCCUUUCCCCCCACCGAGCGAUCCCGGAUCUCCGGCGCCGGAGGUGAACGCGCAGGCCGGUCGGGACCCGGAGAAAAGCAACGGCAAAGGGCAACCUCAAGAUUAUGCAGAUCCCGCCGAUGACCAGGUAUACGACACGCCACCCAGCGGCCGGUGGCAGCGCGCCGCGCCGCCGAUCCUCAGCAACGGCGAUGACGCCAUUUACGACACGCCUCGCAACGUCGACGCGGAGACGGAGGUGUAUGACGUCCCCACCAUCACGCUGAACGGCUCCACGUCGGAAGGCCGAGCCAGUGCCGACGACGUCUACAGCGUACCCAGUCUCCCGGGUGUGCCCGUGGCUCCCGGCGAGUCCAGCGCCGCCGGCCUUCUGGGGGAGGACGACGAAAAGCGAGCAGACGCGGGAUCCCCGGACCGCGGGAUCUACGAUAUGCCGGCCCCCAACGCCGAAGUCCUCCCCCGCUCGGCCUCGUCUUCCUCCACCUCCACUCGCCGCCUUUCCGUGUCCAGCAACGGUUCCGGGGAUCUCCAGUGGAGGGCCUCGCUUUCUGGCCUGGUCCACGCCGCGCUGAGCGCGGCCGCCGCGUCCGGCUCGCCCGCCGCUCCGUCGUCUCGGGAUCUAGCCGCCUCGCUGGCCGAAAUCCUCUCGGCGUGGAAGGCCAGCCACUCCGGGGACCCCCCGCCGCCCCUCCAGCUGGCUUGGUCCCGCCUCUCGGACCUCCUGCCCGCGCUAUCGGCCGCGGGCAGCGCCCCUCCGUCGGAAGGACUCCUUUCCCUGGUGCGGCGCUCCCUGGAGGAAAGCGCCCUCCUCUUGCAGGCUCAGGGUCGCCCCCGACUGCCGUCCCAGGAGUCGUUGUCCCGCAGGCCGCUGCCCGCCCUCCCGGUGUCGGACGGCAAGUCGAGCGGAGGCGGAAUGGGCUCCCGUAAGAGUAGCUGGAUCCAGGAAAGGCCUCUGCCCCCGACUCCUCAGCCGGCCUUCCCCCCGCCUCCCGCUUCGGCUGCGGUGACGCUGGUGGCGAGCCCGGGCGACGGAGACGAGGAUCCCGGCAACGAAUACGCCGGGAUCGGCCUGACUCCCGUCCCGGCCCUGGUCCCCAACGGGGACAGUGUCGGAUACGUCAAGCUGCAGGGAAAACCGGAGCUUCCCCUGCCUCAGAACGGACAAACCAUCAGCUCCGAGCCGAGGCUGACUCCGUCCCCGCCCCUGCCGCGGUCCCUCUCCCUGGAGGACUCUGAGCUGCUGUCCUUCUACUCGUCGCAGAGCCUGGCUCACCUGUCGUGCCUGGCCGACGCCAUCGACGUGCUCUUCGCCAGCGUGCAGGGCAACCAGCCGCCUCGCAUCUUUGUGGCGCGCGGCAAGAGCCUGAUCGUGACGGCGCACAAGCUGGUGUUCAUCGGCGACACGCUGGCCCGCCUCCUCACUUCGGCCGACCUCCGCGCCAAGAUCACAACCUCCGGGGGUCGCCUGUGCCAGGCCUUGAAAGCGGUCGUCGUGGCGACAAAGGGCGCCGCCCAGAACUACCCGUCGGUGUCGGCGUCUCAGGAGAUGGUGGACCGUGUCGCCGAGCUCUCCCAGCAGGCCGCCGGCUUCUCCACUCUGCUCCAGCGCUUGGCCGAGAUCUCCUCGUGAUGUUUUGGGACGGAAAAGCUUCUUGACACUACUCCUCUUUUCUCUCUCUCUCUCUCUUUCUCUCUCUCUCUCUGAAAAAUGCCUUAUUUUGUGCUGACCGCUUUUUGUUGUUGUUGUCCCCGUGGCUCCUCCAGUGGUGUGGCUCGACUCUGCGGCUCUUUGCAGCUUUGCUUUGGAGUCCGUCAUUUCCUCCCUAUCGGCAGCGGGUGACUGGAGGGAGACGUCGAUUUGAGGACGGACUUGAAACACCUGAAUGACUUGACUGCGCAACUUUGUUUACAUUUGAGAAUCAGUUUUGUUUUCAGCAAAAUUCAUCAUGCCACGUCCAGUGCGCCCUCGCUCGCUCACCUGGCAAGCCGCCCGUAGACCGUUACGCCGAGGGGCUGCCGGAAAAACCGGUCUUACGAGAAUGGAGGGAACAGGACAAAGACAAUCUUUCAUUUCAACCGAGUCAGCUGCCAAUAUUGUCUGGCGAGUGACACGGACUCGAUCAGCUUGACAUUUAGCAGCCACUCGUUAUUGGACGAUAUCUGUUGGAUAUUUUUAUUGGACGUGACCCAAGAACGGUUGGCAGAACAAAAGCCGCCGACCGGGUUUACCGGCGGCGUGGCGGCGACACGUCGCGACGUGCAUUCUGACUCAGCCAAUGUGACUUUGUUGGCCUUCCCGCCUGCUUUGGGUCCUUUGGUUUCCUUUGUGCUUCCUUUUUGAGUCCAUUCUUCCUCCCCACUUGCCUUCCCUUCUCACGUGCAACAGUCCUCCUGUUCAUACGUGAUUCCCUCCGUCGUUCUUCUUUUGCCCAUCCUUUUUUCGCCCGUCCGACGCUCUUUCCGUCCUACCUUUCUUGGGCCCUUGUUCCAUGCAUCCAUCGAUCUUUCCUUGCUAUCCCCCCUUCCCUUCGUCCGUUCUUUUUUUCCAGUCCUGUUCAUAUUAUCCUUUCAUUUCUUUCACACUCUCUUUUUUUCAGUUCUGUUCAUAUUAUCCUUGUUUCCUGCCUUCCUUUCUUUUUUUUCUUUCUUUCUUUUACACUGUUGUUUUCUUCCCCCCAGUCGUCGACCUGAUUAUUUCUCGUUAUUUUCACUUUGCUUCAUCACGUCUGCCUCAUUCACACAAGCCAACACUCUUUGUUUUCCUUCCUUGGUUAGACGCCGCAUCUCGGAGUCUCCCCGACGCCACACGUUACAUGCAUGCCCCCCCCCCCCCUUUUUUGGGGGGGGGGGGGCAGAGUGGGGCACUUUAUUGAUGGACAAUGACCACGUUCAAAGUCGGACCCAUUAAGCCAUUGGGCGUGGCCGCUAAUCAAGUGUUUGUCUGAAUUUGGAUCAUAAGGAAUUAUUUACCUCAUCCUUCCAAGCAUGCUCUGAGAAACCUUCCGAUCCCUUUUUUUCUGCUGUCGUGUCACCUUGUGGAUGAUUCAAAUGCUAAUGGCAACUUCACUUGUUACGAGUUUGAAGAAAAGCAAGUAACCUUUAUAUUUAUUAUGAUCAUUUACGUGUUUUUUGUUUGUGUUUCCUUCAUAGCUUUACUAUGCCUGACUCUGUAAUGCACAUUUUUGUGUGAUUUCGUGUGGUGCUCUAUUGCAGUGGUUCUGAAACUGGUCGCUAGAGGGAGCUGCGUUCGUUAGCCAGCUCUUCCUCUGCUCGUUAAUGGCCGUCAACUUGCGACGACGAAAGAAUAUUGCGUUUCAUUCUGCGGAAAUUGCUUCGGUUCCUAUUGAACAAAUCAGGUCAUGACUCUUUAGGAUGUUGUAACAAUGUUGUUACAAUAAUACACACGGCAGUUAUGUGAGGUGCUCUCUAGACCUGAAAGGUUUUAGAACCCUGCUCUAUUCUAAAUAGUGUGCCCCUACCCCAUAUACCAUUGACUUGUUUAUGUUGAUUCAUGUUUUCCACACACAUAUGAACUCUUCCUUGUUGGCAGGGUUCUAGCAAUACAGAACUACAACUCUUCACUUUUGAACACGUCUGCCUUGUAUUCCAGUCCAGAAUAAACCAAGGUUUUUUUUUCUUUUUGCAAGAAUAAACGUGAUCACUUUAGUGCUGUUACAGCGCUGAUACCUUCACUUAUCAAUAUGACCCAAA
Syngnathus typhle (broad-nosed pipefish) is the source of this 5169-nucleotide messenger RNA. RefSeq names its product embryonal Fyn-associated substrate (gene efs). NCBI's taxonomy places the organism in Eukaryota, Metazoa, Chordata, Actinopteri, Syngnathiformes, Syngnathidae. The record is from RefSeq and is a predicted model, not a curated record. Bases 386 to 3088 code for a protein of 900 amino acids. The transcript has 9 exons. Gene Ontology annotation, biological process: cell surface receptor protein tyrosine kinase signaling pathway; cell migration. Gene Ontology annotation, molecular function: protein binding. Gene Ontology annotation, cellular component: plasma membrane; cytoplasm.